AUGGCGGACAACACAGGCAAAUUAUUUGUGUGGCAAUGGAACUGCGCCAGCUUCAAGAGGCGCAAGGCCUCGCUACAACAGUUAGUGAAAGCACAAGCGGACAAACCGCAUGUCCUGCUCCUACAGGAGACCCUUUGUGAGGAGGCGACCUUCUCGGGUUACCGCGUUGUCUCGACGAGAGGAGACGGUAGGAGAGAAAUAAUCACUAUGGUUAAGAAGGCAAUUUCCUUCCAGGAGCACGAUAUCACAAUAGGCAGAGCUGAUGCUAGCACUAGAUUGGAGGCGCAGCUGGUUGAGAUAAUCCCUAGUGGCAGGAUCAAACAGAGCAUAUUCGUCCUCAGUGUGUACAGCCCUCCGACAGAUCAUAGGCAGAGUUUUCGCGGACUCCUAGGUAGGGCAGUCGCCAUAGCGGGUGACAGCCCUCUGAUAGUGGCAGGGGACUUCAAUGCCCCGCACAUGGCCUGGGGUUAUAAUAGACAAACGGCGAAGGGAGUGAACUUAGUGAGCACGGCAGAAGACUGCGCGUUGACCCUAGUGGCGGACCCCCGCUUUCCCACAAAGAUAGGCACCUCGGUCUCGAGGGACACGAUGCCAGAUCUGGCUUUUGUUACAAACACUGACGCAGCCUGGACUAACUUGCAAGAAAAUUUAGGGAGCGACAAUCACAUUGUGGCGUUAUCAAUCAGGAUCAGAGCGGCCCCGCUUAGGAUAUUUAAGUACGUUGAUUGGGAUCUCUUCCGAAAGAUACGGGACGAAGAUGAGUCGGAGUACGGUGCACUGGAGGAUCUACUCGCGCAGGUCAAGAUAGACGUUGAAAGGGCCACCAAGAAAAUAUUCACGGACCUUAGGACCCCCAGGAUGGACGCGCGCCUGGCGCAUCUCCUGGAGGCCAAGAGGUCUGUGCUGGAGAGGUGGAAAACGCGAAGGCUAAACCGCAGGCUGACAAAGAAGAUCGCGGAGCUUAAUCGCAGCAUAGAGGCACACUGUCUGGAGCUCAACAGGCAACAAUGGAACGAAGCCUGCUCGGCAGCAGACAGGCGAAUGCGCACGGGGGGAAAAUGGAACCUUCUUAAGCACCUGCUCGAUGAUAAACAGACCAAGGGUAAUCAGAGACUCUCCGUAGAUAGACUUGUGCAUAAGCAAAAACAGGAAGGUCAUUCCGAUACGUCCCUUCUCCGAGACCUGGCAAGGAAGUAUCUUCCGGUAGGAAAGGAUCAACUACGGGAAUGCCCUCAAUACGUGGGGGAGGACGCCCCAAAGCUCGAUGAUCCGUUUUCUGAGGCAGAUAUCAGGGAGGUGCUCUACAAUCUCAAUGGUAGGUCGGCCCCUGGGCCGGAUGGCAUAACCAAUCGGGUUUUGAGGAACCUGGACGACCGGUCCAUUAGCACCAUUACAAAGUAA
This is a messenger RNA of Dermacentor andersoni, 1401 nucleotides long. NCBI's taxonomy places the organism in Eukaryota, Metazoa, Arthropoda, Arachnida, Ixodida, Ixodidae. The record is from RefSeq and is a predicted model, not a curated record.